AAUAUAUAACCAAAACAAAAGACAUGGACUUUCUGACCAGCUCUGACCAGAUUGGGUGUCCAUUUUCACCAUUCUCUAAUUGUUCUCUCAGGAGAAACAUUAAGACCAUCUUCUUGGAUAUGCAGAAAUUCAUUUGCACUGUAUACUGAAACUAGUUCAUUUAGUUGGUUCAAGCUAUUGUGUGUGUAUUUGUUCCACUGCGUUUUUUUUUCUGCAAAUGUAAGGAGCAUUGGCUCUUUUUAAUUUGCCUGUUUCUUUAUUUUUUGUAAAACCAAUACCCAGAGGAUAUUACAAGUUCUAAUUGAAAAUUUUAGGAAAGACGGUACUGUCGGCAAGACUUACUCUAUUUUGUAAGGAACCAAAUCUAUAUUAUUUGAUGAAAUCAAUUAGAGAAUAUUUGGCAUGAAAUAUUUACCGUAGCCCUGUAAUUUAGAAAUAUUACUUUUUUUUAUGUGUAGCUACGAUGGAACUCAACCUCUUUGUGAAUGCUGCAUAUGGAACUGCAAAACAUAGACCUGGAGAAUUGCUCCAUUGACUUGUAGUUGUCUUAUUAACUGUGUCUGUACUAAAGUUUAGUGAGCAAAGGGUUUAAGCCCAAUGGAUUGAUUUUUCGGAAGUGUUGGUAGAUUUGGAGUACAAAUCAUGAAGCUCUUGAAGAGGGAGUAAUUGUAAUUGAUUGUGGUAGUUGAGAGGUCGAGUUUAAUUCGAGAAGAGGUAGAUAUGGCAGCAAAGUUCUUACAUUCUUUAGCAGAUGACAACCCAGAUUUAAAAAAGCAGAUAGGAUGCAUGACUGGGAUUUUCCAACUCUUUGAUCGUCAUCACAUUAUUUCCUCUCCCCACAUUACCCAGAAGAGGCAUCAUACAGGUUAUUCCCUCUUCAAUUAUGACAGUCUGGAAACAGGUUCUAAUAUCAUACACCAGCCGCAAUCAACAGCUGAUAUGAGGGGUAUGAGUGAUAAGCACAAAAUUUCAGCUGAAUCAUCGAGAACCUCAUUCUGUUCCUCUUGUUCAUCAUCCAUGUCCUCUUUGGACUAUAAAGCUGAAGCAGAUGCUCCCUUUGACCGGAUUGGUUUUCCUGAAACUCCUAUGAGGGACCCAGUCAUGAACCAAGCAAGUACCUCUCCCCAUUUAGGAUGUCCAUCCCUUGAUCUGAGGGAUGUGGUGAAGGAAUGUAUAUAUAGGGAAGCCAGAGGACUGUGCAGAGAAAGGGAUUCCCCUAGACAAUUUCAGAUGUCUAAAUCUGUUGAUAGAAAGCAAACUCCUAUUGAUCUAAAGGAGUCCUUGCGAGUCCUUGCUAUACUUAGAGAAACACCUCGGCAUUAUGUUGAAGCUAAAGAACUUCCUAGACUAUCAAAUGAAGUAAAAGAUGGACAUUGGCAUUCCAUUUCAAAGGAUGCUCCUCGGUUUUCUUAUGAUGGAAGAACAACAUGUGAGGUAUCUUUUGACUCGCAUGAUACCUUGAAAUGCCCACAAAAGCUAAAAGAGCUUCCUAGACUUUCACUGGACAGUAGGGAAGGUUCAUGGCGCUCAAACGGCUCUGAUUCAAAACUCAGUAACCUCUCAAGAAAUUCCAAUACAGGUGACGCCUCCACCUCAGUUGACAACAUUUCUAGUCUACAACAGCGUUCAGCAUCUCAGAGACGGUCACCUGGUAUUGUAGCAAAGUUAAUGGGCUUGGAAGCAUUGCCAGAGUCCUAUGUGGCUUGUGAUACCAAGUCAAGUUUGAGUGAAACUGACUCAAGUAAAGGUAAUAAUCAGUUUGGGAAAAAUGGAUUCGUUACACCACUUCCAGUUUCUAAUUUCCCUGAAUUCCCAUUGAAAGAGAAAGAGAUGACUUCCCCACGGUGGAAGAAUCCUGAUUUGGUUGUCAAACCAAUAUUGAGUACAAGGUUUCCCAUUGAACCUGCACCAUGGAAGCAGCCGGAUGGGAACCUAAGCUCUGAGAAACUAACUUCCAGGGUCAUAAAACCUACAGCAAGAACCCCGGAUUCAUUUCCUUCAGUUUAUAGUGAGAUUGAGAAUAGAUUAAAGGAUCUUGAAUUUAAACAAUCUGGAAGGGAUCUCAGAGCACUCAAACGGAUAUUAGAAACAAUGCAAGUAAAGGGUCUAUUAGAGAGCAGAAAAGAAGAACAAGCUUCAAAUGUUGUUAGAAAUAAAAGAGACUAUGAACUAAAAUCGACCUCAAUUCAGCAUUCUACGAGGCAGGAAACAGCCUGGGAAUCUGAUUCUGCAGUGGCUAUAGAGUCACCAAUAGUGAUCAUGAAACCAGCAAAAAAUGUUGAAAAAAGUGGACCUUUUGCUUCUUCAGUCUUUCCAUUUCAUGAACUUUCUGAUUCCGACAAACUUCAGAGUGAUGGUGUACAUGUACAUGGUAAAAAAGGCACACCUUCCAGUCAAAUAGCCAAAGACCGGUCUCCUAGAACAAGUCCCAAGGAUGCUUCUACCAGUUUUAGCGAAAAGAAAGUGAAUAGUAUCAAGACUAGAAAAUCAACACAAUCCCUACCAAGGUCUACACAAUUUCCAAAAGAAAAUGGUCCAAGCUCAGUAAAGAGUUCAGAAUCUGCUAGCCCAAGAAUGCAGCAGAAGAAGUCAGCAUCGGAGAAGCAAUCUUGCCUUCUUACCUCAUCAUCAGAUUCAAAUAAUCCCAGAAGGCAGUUCUGUAAGCAGACAACACACUCAGGUUCUCCCAGUCAAAAACUGAGACCUAAAGUCCCUAAUUCACAGAGCAGUGAUGACAGACUCAGUGAGACUAGCAAUGAACAAAGAAGUUUAAGUAGCCAGUGGGAUGAAGUAUCUCUGCAAUCAGACAGUAUCUCUUUCGACUCAAAGAUGGAUGCUGAAGUUGUUGAUAGCCAAUGCCCAUCUAGGAAGGCUGUUGAGCAUUUGGUUUCAGGAUCCAUGCAUAAGAAAUCAACUCCGAGGUGGGAUGAGGAUGAGUCAAUUGCAGAACUUACAACACACGCCUCAGAUCAUCCAAGUCUCGGAUCAGUUGUUGAUGUCUCAGUAUACAAAUUCGGUAUGCCAUCCCCAGUAAAGAAUAUAUCCUAUUCUCGUAAAGUUGAAAACGCUCAAGAAUCUAAAGAAAAUUAUCAUACAGAUCAGUGGAGCCCUGCAGAAGGCCUCUUCCUUAACAAUACAAGAUAUAGAGAGAUCAACCACAAGAAAUUGCAAAGCAUAGGUCGCCUUAUUGAAAAGCUUAGACAGCUAAACUCAAGUCACGAUGAGACUAGAAUCGAUUACAUAGCUUCCCUUUGUGAAAAUACAAACUCAGACCACAGAUACAUUGCUGAGAUACUAUUGGCUUCAGGUCUACUUCUGAGAGCUUUGAGUUCUGAGCUGCUGACCUUUCAACAUCACUCAUCAGGUCAUCCCAUUAAUCCUGAGUUAUUCCUUGUGUUGGAACAAACCAAGUUAAGUAGUUUGCUUUCGAAAGAAGGGGGCAGCGAUGGAAAAAUUGCUUACAGGAAGCCAAAUACGGAGAAGUGGCACAGGAAACUCAUCUUUGAUACUGUGAAUGAGAUUCUUCGUACAAAGCUAGGCUCUUCUCGUGAGCCAUGGUUCAAGCCGGAUGGACUUACAAGGAAAUUCGUCACUGCACAGAAGCUUCUUAAAGAACUAUGCUUUGAGAUACAAAAACUUAAAUAUGUGAAACCAGAUAGCAAAGAUGAAGGGGAUGAUCUGAAAAGUAUGCUAGGGGAAGAUGUGAUGCGUCACUCGGAAAAUUGGACAGGUUUCCCUGGUGAAUUACCCGGGGUUGUGUUGGAUGUUGAGAGACAGAUAUUUAAGGACUUAAUUGAUGAAUUUGUGAUUGAUGAAAGUUUGGGAGUGACGUACAAUAGGCACAGCAAGCUAUUUGGAAAGUAGUUCAUUUCAUUUGUUCAUUUACAAAUAAUAUUUUUUGUAUCAAAUCCAUGAAAGUUUAAGGAUUAAGAGCUUUGAUUGUUUUUGCUAAGCUGUGAAGCAAGUAACUUUAACACGGAUUUACAUCAUAAGUAUUCUCAAAAAUUGAUGGU
This is a messenger RNA of Vigna umbellata (rice bean), 4013 nucleotides long. NCBI's taxonomy places the organism in Eukaryota, Viridiplantae, Streptophyta, Magnoliopsida, Fabales, Fabaceae. The record is from RefSeq and is a predicted model, not a curated record.